AUAGACGUGGAUGAUCUUUACCAUAUCCCUGGCCAUUGAAGAUGUUGAAGUGAUAUGCAUUUGUUCUGUCCCACUUGUGCUAAUCUACUGGUGGUGGAGGAAGGGCCUUCUUGCUAUAGGUUUGCCUGCAACACAUGUCCUUACGUUCAGAACAUAGAGAGGAAAGUUUCUUCGUACAAGUUUCCAAGACUGAAGGAAGUGGAUGAUGUGUUAGGUGGAGCCUCUGCCUGGGAGAAUGUGGACUCCACUGAAGAGACAUGCCCCAAGUGUCGCCACUCCAAGGCCUACUUCAUGCAGAUGCAAACUAGAUCAGCAGACGAACCAAUGACUAUAUUUUUCAAGUGUUGUAGUCCAGAAUGUGGGCAUAGAUGGAAAGAAUGAAUGUCAUUAUUAUUGUUGCAUAAUUAUUAUUGUCUAAUUAUAA
Messenger RNA from Halichondria panicea, 424 nucleotides. RefSeq names its product DNA-directed RNA polymerase III subunit RPC10-like. Gene Ontology annotation, molecular function: nucleic acid binding; zinc ion binding. NCBI's taxonomy places the organism in Eukaryota, Metazoa, Porifera, Demospongiae, Suberitida, Halichondriidae. Gene Ontology annotation, cellular component: RNA polymerase III complex. The transcript has 3 exons. Gene Ontology annotation, biological process: DNA-templated transcription; termination of RNA polymerase III transcription. The record is from RefSeq and is a predicted model, not a curated record. The coding region runs from base 55 to 381 and encodes 108 amino acids.